GCCACAGCCCAUGUUCACAUGUACCACAGUUCAAUCAACAAAGGGCAUAGGGAGAUCUGGCUAGCUAGUUCUAAGUUGGAUCGAUUUGCAAAUCUGAUCUAUAUCACCACCACCAUCAUCAUCAUCAUGCAUCAUGCUUAUUAGCAGCUUAAUUCGAACACAGGCACUUUGAUGGACAUGGACUUCAUCUUCCUCCUUGAAGAAGGAGAGCGAAUCGCGUUCCUUCAUCAGCUGAUGCAGUCUCUUGGAUGCACUUACAUUUGUCUGUGGUCCUACGUCCCUCAACCAUGCAACUAUUUUGUCUGUUUGGAUGGACUCUUCAUUGGAGACAACAAUGUUGCCCGGAGGCUUUUUGAGGAGUACAGACACUCACUACCAAUUGCUAAUGAUGGCCGCGUCCCGGGAUUCGCCUUUAGGAACAAUAUUCCACACCUGGAGCUCCGGUUUGAAGACCUGCAAACACUUGCAUCAAAUCCAGUGCAGCUCCAGUUCUAUAGGGAAGCUGGAAUCAAGACAGCCAUUUUAAUGGGGUGCAGAGCUGGAGAAGUUGAGGUUGGAAUGUCCACCAACCCUCAGGUUAACAUGGAGAUGGAGAUGAUGAGGGUGCUCUCUCAUGAACCACCAAGUAAACCAACUACUUCAUCUUCAACGUCUCUAAGAUCAUUGUCGAUGGAAAGCCCUACAGAGUACACUUCCCUUCUCUUCAAUGUCCCAGCAAUUCCUUCCACUUCUUAUAAUGCUCCUUCCGAUGAUCAGCCGCCACAAGCCACCGCCGGCAGCCUAAUCAGGACGGGUCAGUUCCCUUUCUUAUCCAUGCGCCAUACCCAAGAAGACGACGCAAUGGCUAGGGCUUAUCUGGCUGUAAUCUCUUCUAGAUCUUCUUCUUCACAAGCUCGCGACAGCUUUGCUUCCAAUUUCCAGAACCCCACUGCUUUCAGAACCUAUAAAAGGUCAUCAUCGUCGUCGUCUGAAAACCUAUCCCGGAAUAAUGUCCCAGCAGCACUGCCGCCGCCGCCGCCCAUUAUCAGAAGACUACAAGGCAACAUGUUCAGAAAAUGCGUGGCUUUUUUCAGAAACUUAGACUUGCUAAGCAGGCGGGGGUUAAUCCACGGCGCCUCCGCCGCUCCUCCUUCCACCACACAAGUCCAUCAUGUCAUUUCCGAGAGAAGAAGGCGAGAGAAGCUCAACGAAAGCUUUCAACAGCUCAGAUCUCUCCUUCCUCCCGGGAGUAAGAAAGAUAAGGCAUCAGUGUUGAGCAACACAACGGAAUACUUGGCUUCCCUAAAAGCACGAGUGGAAGAGCUUACUAAAAAGAACCAAAUCUUGGAAGCACAAGUACCGCCGCCGCCGCCUCAGAAAGCGCCCGCCGCGAAGGAAGAGGUUGGCGCCGCCGCCGCCGAGGAGAAGGUAGAUGUGAGCAUCACAAAUGUUGAGGAAUCGACCUCGGAAGAAGCUAAUUGCAGAUUCGUGGACUUGCGAGUGUUAGUGAGGGGAGAAAUUAGCAUGUCGGAUUUUGUUAUCCGUUUGCUUGAGUUCUUGAAAGGGGUUGAGAAUGUUGGACUUAUAUCCGCAGAAGCUAGCACCACCACGGUACAAUCAAUCUCGGUGAAUCGCAUGAUCUUGAGACUCACAAUUCCUGAGGGAGAUGAGUGGGACGAGUCUGCUUUCCAGGAAGCCGUAAAAAGGGUUGUUGGUGACGUGGCACAGUGACAGGUGGGUUUGCUUAUAUCGCAACACCUGGUGAACUGUCACUGGCUGAGAGCGCUAUAAUCAGGAAGAAAAUCAUUGAUUUUGUAGUUGCAUGAGGAUCAUGUCUUGUGAUGUGAUUAUAGAGUAGUGUAGCAGU
Molecule: messenger RNA, 1846 nt
Organism: Ipomoea triloba (trilobed morning glory)
Lineage: Eukaryota; Viridiplantae; Streptophyta; Magnoliopsida; Solanales; Convolvulaceae
Product: putative transcription factor bHLH041
Exons: 8
Coding region: 172-1710 (512 amino acids)
Molecular function (GO): protein dimerization activity
Source: RefSeq, a predicted model, not a curated record